CUCUGACGACGAUUUUUGGAAAUCCCCGAAAUAUAUAGGUACUGUCAUUUGUUCCCCUCUUUUCCUUGUCGAAGGGAUACCGCCGGGACGCAACCACUACAUAUAGUUGAAUUGGUUUCCCGCUUCGGAUAUCGGAUACAAGUCUUAUUUAUUUCUCAGAGAUCAGUCCAGGUUUCUCUGCUUUCGCAAUGGCCGCAACUCCCAACUCCCCGGCUUCUAAGGGUGAACAUGAAUCAGACGAGUUGAUGAAGAACCCUGCCGAUAUGACAGCCUUUGUACAAAAUCUCCUUGUUCAGAUGCAAACCAGGUUCCAGACAAUGUCUGAAAGCAUUAUCGGCAAGAUAGAUGAAAUGGGAAGCCGCAUUGACGAGCUGGAGCAGAGCAUCAACGACUUGAAGACUGAGAUGGGAGGAGAAGUUCCGAUCAAAAAGCCUGAAGAGCCAAAAAAUUCUGAUGGUUCUUCUUGAGAUUUCUACAUUUGCAGACAGAUUGAACUGGGAGGCUAUAUGUGUUUGUACGGGUUCUUCUCUGUGACUGCUACACUGUUUACAUGUCUUUGACAACUUGAUCCUUAUAUAACUAUCGUUUCAUUCCGUUAAACUUUUGGUGGAGUUCAGUGUUUGCCUCUAUAUUGUUUUAACAUUUUUCAGAUGUUGAGUAUUCUAUGUGCUUGGAAGUAAAUGCAAAUUUAUUCAAUAUC
Molecule: messenger RNA, 700 nt
Organism: Dendrobium catenatum
Lineage: Eukaryota; Viridiplantae; Streptophyta; Magnoliopsida; Asparagales; Orchidaceae
Product: heat shock factor-binding protein
Exons: 5
Coding region: 189-467 (92 amino acids)
Biological process (GO): cellular heat acclimation
Cellular component (GO): cytosol; nucleus
Molecular function (GO): transcription corepressor activity
Source: RefSeq, a predicted model, not a curated record